AUGGUGAUGGUGGAGACAGUUCUCCCUGUCGAUGAUGCCUUGGACGGUGCGAAAGUGUUCCACGUGGCAUGGAAUGGUGAUGGGGCCUUUCUGCUCGAACCCGUAUUCCUCUUCAGCUUCUUUCAGCAACUUCAUGAACAGUGGAUGGUUCAUGUACAUAACAGGGAUCACAAACCUCUGUUGCUCUUCCCCUUGCCCCACCAAGAUCGCCAAACACCCUUUUGGGAUGUCCUUCAGGUCCUUCUUCUCCUGGUGUUGGUGGUGGUGAAAGUGGAGAUGAGGAAUGUGCAAGUGAAAGCUCAUGUGGUAAUGAUGGUGAUGGUGUUUUGGAUUGUUAUGAUGAUCGCUGAGGAUCCCCAUAUUCAGAAAGAUCAAAAGAACGGGAUUAAAUCUGACGAGGGUUAUAAGAAAACGAGUGAGAAAGGCCAGGGAUCAGAGGAAGAUAUGGCGAGGUUGAAGAGGGUUAGGGAAGAGUCGGUGAGAGAUCUUGGGAUGUUUGCCAUUGUGACUGUGGCUCGCGUUGAAGAAUAA
Sphenostylis stenocarpa is the source of this 531-nucleotide messenger RNA. The record is from the annotation of a GenBank genome assembly. NCBI's taxonomy places the organism in Eukaryota, Viridiplantae, Streptophyta, Magnoliopsida, Fabales, Fabaceae.